This is a messenger RNA of Tupaia belangeri chinensis (Chinese tree shrew), 5889 nucleotides long. It is a transcript of the gene PDCD11, whose product is annotated as programmed cell death 11. NCBI's taxonomy places the organism in Eukaryota, Metazoa, Chordata, Mammalia, Scandentia, Tupaiidae. Gene Ontology annotation, cellular component: small-subunit processome; nucleolus; nucleus. Gene Ontology annotation, biological process: rRNA processing. The record is from RefSeq and is a predicted model, not a curated record. Gene Ontology annotation, molecular function: RNA binding; protein binding.
GCCCGCCCCCGCUUCCGCAAGAACAGCGCGGGGCUGUGGGAAGUUUGGUCUCCGCGUGUGAUUAGUGCUCCACGGGCUUCGAAGUGGCGAGAAGCUGGUGCCACGGGGUCUGGAGACCCAAACAUGGCAACGUUAGAAGAAAGUUUCCCCCGUGGGGGUAUGAGAAAGACCCACAAACCAGAGAAAGCUUUUCAGCAGUCAAUUGAACAAGACAACUUAUUUGACAUUUCUAAUGAAGAGGAAUCCACCAAACGGAAAAAGAGCCAGAAAGGGCCAGCCAAAACAAAAAAGUUGAAAAUUGAAAAGAAAGAAAGCAGCAAGUCUCUAAGAGAAAAAUUUGAAAUACUUUCUGUUGAGUCCCUGUGUGAGGGCAUGCGGAUUUUGGGUUGUGUGAAAGAGGUAAAUGAACUGGAACUGGUGAUCAGUCUCCCCAACGGCCUCCUGGGCUUUGUGCAAGUGACUGAGAUCUGUGAUGCCUACACUGCAAAGCUGAAUGAGCAGGUAGCACAAGAUGAACCUCUGAAGGACCUCCUCAGCUUACCUGAACUUUUCUCACCUGGGAUGCUAGUGCGCUGUGUGGUGAGCAGUCUGGGCAUCACAGAGAGGGGCAAAAAGAGUGUCAAGCUAUCCCUGAACCCCAAAAAUGUCAACAGUGUGCUGAGCGCUGAGGCCCUGAAACCUGGCAUGCUGCUCACAGGCACCGUGUUGAGCCUAGAAGAUCAUGGCUAUCUAGUGGACAUUGGUGUCAGUGGGAGCAGAGCUUUUCUGCCUCUGCAGAAGGCCCAGGAGUAUAUCCGACAGAAGAACAAAGGUACUAACCUGAAGAUGGGUCAGUACUUGAACUGCGUCAUUGAAGAGGUGAAGGGCAACGGAGGAGUUGUUCGUCUGUCUGUCGGUCAUUCAGAGCUUUCUGCUGCCAUUGCUACUGAGGAGCAGAACUGGACUCUGAAUAACUUGCUACCAGGCCUGGUGGUCAAAGCCCAAGUACAGAAGGUAACUCCGUUUGGCCUUACACUGAGUUUCCUCACAUUCUUCACCGGCCUGGUUGACUUCAUGCAUCUGGAGCCCAAGAAAGCCGGGACGUAUUUCUCAAACCAACCCGUGAGAGCCUGCAUCCUCUGUGUCCAUCCUCGGACCAGAGUUGUGCGUCUGAGCCUGCACCCCGUCUUCCUGCAGCCUGGGCGUCCACUCACUCAGGUCUCUUGCCAGAAUCUUGGAGCCGUGCUGAAUGACGUUCCUGUCCAGGGUUUCUUCAGCAAGGCUGGGGCCACCUUCAGACUGAAGAAUGGCGUUCUGGCCUACGCCCGGCUCAACCAUCUCUCUGAUUCUAAGAACCUCUUCAAUCCUGAGGCCUUCAAGCCUGGGAACACUCACAAGUGUAGAGUCAUUGACUACAGCCAGAUGGACGGCCUGCCCUUGCUCUCCCUGCGAACGUCUGUUAUUGAAGCACAGUACCUUAGAUACCAUGACAUCAAACCUGGGGCAGUGGUAAAGGGCAAAGUGCUGACCAUAAAGCCGUAUGGGAUGCUGGUGAAGGUGGGCGAGCAGAUGAGGGGCCUGGUACCCCCCAUGCACCUGGCUGAUAUCCUGAUGAAGAAUCCAGAGAAGAAGUACCGUGUUGGGGAUGAGGUCAAAUGCCGGGUUUUGCUUUGUGACCCUGAAGCCAAGAGGCUAAUGAUGACGCUCAAGAAAACCCUGGUUGAGUCCACUCUGCCUACCAUUACCUGCUAUGCUGAUGCCAAGCCUGGUCUGCAGACACAUGGCUUCGUCUUCAGGGUCAAGGACUAUGGCUGCAUCGUGAAGUUCUACAGCAACGUCCAGGGGCUGGUGCCCAGGCAUGAGCUCAGUACCGAGUACAUCCCUGACCCAGAGAGGUUCUUUUACACUGGCCAGGUCGUGAAGGUCGUGGUGCUGAACUGUGAGCCAGCCAAGGAGAGGAUGCUCCUAUCCUUCAAGCUGUCCAGUGGUCUGGAAGCAGAGCGAGCAGGACACAGUCAGAAGAAAGGAAGAUCCGUGAACAUUGGGGAGUUGGUGGACGUGAAAGUUUCAGAGAAGACCAAAGAUGGGCUGCAAGUGACUGUCCUGCCUUACCACCUCCCAGCCUUCCUCCCCACACCUCACCUGUCAGACCACGUCGCCAACGGCCCACUGUUGUGUCACUGGCUCCAGGCUGGCGACACCCUUCACCGAGUCCUAUGUCUGAGCCAGAGCGAGGGACGGGUGCUUCUUUGCAGGAAGCCAGCUUUGGUUUCCACAGUGGAAGGUGGCCAGGAUCCCAAGACCUUCUCAGAAAUCCAGCCUGGAAUGCUCCUCAUUGGUUUCGUGAAGAGCAUCAAGGACUACGGGGUGUUCGUCCAGUUCCCCUCGGGUCUGAGUGGACUGGCUCCCAAAGCUAUUAUAAGUGACAAAUUUGUGACCUCCACCAGUGACCAUUUCGUAGAGGGGCAGACAGUUGUUGCAAAGGUGACCAACGUGGACGAGGGGAAGCAGCGAAUGCUGCUGUCCCUGCGACUGUCCGACUGCAGUCUGGGGGACCAAGCCACUAGCCUCCUGCUCCUGAGCCAGUGCCUGGAGGAGCGGCAGGGGGUGCGCAGCCUCAUGGGCAGCCGAGACUCUGUGUUGAUCCGGACACUGGCCGAGAUGAUCCCGGGAAUGAUUCUCGACCUCAUAGUGCAGGAGGUAUUAGAAGAUGGCUCUGUGGUAUUCAGUGGGGGCCCAGUGUCCGACCUGGUCCUGAGAGCCAGCAAAUACCAUCGGGCAGGGCAGGAGGUGGAAUCCGGGCAGAAAAAGAAGGUUGUGGUCUUAAAUGUUGAUAUGUUGAAGCUGGAAGUGCUAAAAAAAAAGCAGGACCUGGUGAAUAGGAAAAUGAAAAAGCUGAGGAAAGGCAGUGAGUACCCAGCCAUCGUGCAGCACCUGGAGGAGUCCUUCGCCAUCGCCUCCUUGGCAGAGACUGGCCACCUGGCAGCUUUCUCCCUGAUCUCUCACCUCAACGACACCUUCCGCUUUGACUCAGAGAAGCUGCAGGUGGGACAGGGUGUCUCCCUGACCCUCAAGACCACAGACCCAGGAAUGACAGGUCUUCUCCUGGCUGUCGAAGGGCCAGCUGCUAAGAGGACCAUGAGACAGCCCCGGAAGGACUCUGAGACAGUCGAUGAGGAUGAGGAAGCGGAUCCAGCUCUGGCUGUAGGGACUGUCAAGAAGCAUACCCUGUCCAUUGGGGACAUGGUCACUGGGACUGUCAAGUCCAUUAAACCCACCCAUGUGGUCGUGACUCUGGAAGAUGGCAUCAUUGGCUGUAUUCACGCCUCACACAUUCUGGAUGACGUCCCAGAAGGCACCUCUCCUACUAGCAAGCUGAAAGUUGGGAAGACGGUCACUGCCCGUGUGAUUGGUGGGCGAGACAUGAAGACAUUCAGAUUUCUCCCAAUAAGUCACCCCAGAUUUAUUCGAACCAUUCCGGAGUUAAGUGUUCGGCCAAGUGAGCUGGAGGAGGAUGGCCACACUGCUCUCAACACUCACUCUGUGAGCCCUGCGGAGAAGAUUAAACAGUACCAGGCUGGUCAGACCGUGACUUGCUUCUUAAAGAAGUACAAUGUGGUGAAGAAAUGGCUUGAGGUGGAGAUUACACCGGACAUCCGUGGAAGAAUUCCCUUGCUGCUAGCUUCUCUUAGCUUCAAGGUUCUGAAACAUCCAGAUAAGAAGUUCCAGAUUGGCCAGGCCCUGAAAGCCACUGUGGUUGGCCCAGAUUCCUCCAAGGCCUUCCUGUGUCUCUCACUCAUUGGUCCACACAAGCUUGAGAAAGGGGAAGUGGCCAUGGGCCGAGUGGUGAAGGUGACUCCCAACGAGGGGCUGACUGUCGCCUUCCCCUUUGGGAAGAUGGGAAAGGUCAGCAUGUUUCACCUGAGUGACUCCUACUCUGAGGAGCCCCUGCAGGACUUUGUCCCCCAGCAGGUGGUCAGGUGUUAUGUACUGUCCACUGCGGAUGGUGUGUUGGCAUUGUCGCUGCGAUCGUCCAGAACAAACCCGGAGACAAAAAGCAAAAUAGAAGAUCCGGAGAUUAACUCCAUCAAGGACAUUAAGAAAGGACAGGUCCUGAGAGGCUACGUGAGGUCUGUCCAGCCCGAAGGCGUGCUGCUGGGCCUUGGCCCCUCGGUUGCGGGUUUGGCCCAGUACCCGCACGUCUCCCAUCGCAGUCCAUCCAAGAAAGCCCUUUAUGACAGAUACCUCCCCAGCGGGAAGCUGCUCACAGCCAAGGUCCUAAGCCUGAACCCCCAGAAGAAACUGGUAGAGCUGUCAUUCCUCCCUGCUGACACUGGGAAGCCAGAUGUGUUGUCUGCCUCCCUGGAACUGCCAUCUCCGAAACAAGAGGAGAGGAAGGUAAAGGCUGAGGAGAGAGACCAAACAGGAGAGGACAAAGAGAAAAAGAAGAAUCUGAAAAGGAAAGAGAAGCCCAGCCAGAAAGGGCAGGUGGAGGUGAAGCCCUCCAGCAAGGAGAAGAGCCAGCCCCGGCCUCCGCGAGUGCAGCAGGGCAAGCGGGGACGCCUCGAGUCUGGGAGCGAGCAGGAGAGAGUGAGCAAGAAGCAGAGGAAGGCUGGUCCGGCGGAGGAGGACGACAGUGGCGUGGAAGUGUAUUACCGGGAAGGAGAAGAGGAGAUGGACGAGUCGACUGUGCUGGCCCAGGAGAAGCCGACCAAACCAGCAGAAGCACCCCGGCUGCAGCUGACCUCGGGCUUCGUUUGGGACGUCGGGCUAGACUCUCUGACCCCAGCCUUGCCCCCUCGAGCAGAGAGCUCAGACAGCGAGGAGGAUGAGAAGCCACACCACACCACGCGGAAAAAGAAAAGCAAGAAGGAACGGGAGUUGGAGCAGCAGAAGGCAGAGAAAGAGCUGUCCCGCGUUGAGGAGGCGCUGAUGGACCCUAGGCGCCAGCCAGAGUCAGCAGAUGAUUUUGACCGGCUCGUGCUAAGCUCCCCCAAUAGCUCCAUCCUGUGGCUGCAGUACAUGGCGUUCCACUUGCAAGCCACGGAGAUUGAGAAGGCCCGCGCCGUGGCCGAGAGAGCCCUGAAGACCAUCUCCUUCAGGGAGGAGCAGGAAAAGCUGAACGUGUGGGUGGCGCUGCUGGGAGAACAUGUACGGCUCGCCGGAGUCCCUGACCAAGGCCUUCGAGCGGGCUGUGCAGUACAACGAGCCUCUGAAGGUCUUCCUCCAUCUGGCUGACAUAUACACCAAGUCGGAGAAAUUCCAGGAAGCUGGCGACCUCUACAACCGGAUGUUGAAGCGCUUCCGGCAGGAGAAAGCUGUCUGGAUCAAAUACGGCGCCUUUCUCCUGCGGCAGAGCCAGGCCGGGGCCAGUCACCGGGUGCUGCAGCGAGCCCUCGAGUGCCUGCCCAGCAAGGAGCACGUGGAUGUAAUUUCCAAGUUUGCCCAGCUUGAGUUCCAGCUGGGGGACCCCGAGAGGGCCAAAGCCAUUUUUGAGAACACACUGAGCACCUACCCGAAGCGCACAGAUGUCUGGUCCGUCUACAUCGACAUGACCAUCAAGUAUGGCCGCCAGAAGGACGUCAGGGACAUCUUUGAGCGGGUCAUUCAUCUGAGCCUGGCCCCCAAGCGAAUGAAGUUCUUCUUCAAGCGCUACCUGGACUAUGAAAAGCAGCACGGCACUGAGAAGGAUGUACAGGCAGUGAAGGCGAAGGCCCUGGAGUACGUGGAGGCCAAGAGCUCGGUGCUGGAGGGCUAGCGGCUGGGGGCUCUGCGGACACUCAGCGGUGGGCCGGCCCCACUCAGACCUGGGCACCUGUGGCCUGAGGCUCUAUUUACAAUGCUGCUUUUUUUGCAGUACCCUUGGUGUAAUCCUGUCAGGAUGGAAAAGAACUUGAGGUUGCUUUUUAA